This is a messenger RNA of Chilo suppressalis (striped riceborer), 909 nucleotides long. The record is from the annotation of a GenBank genome assembly. Lineage: Eukaryota; Metazoa; Arthropoda; Insecta; Lepidoptera; Crambidae.
AUGUCGACACAGAGGACCCCACCACAGACCCCAUUAGUCGCCGCUACUGCAAUGCUUACUAGAUCAGAGUCAGACCGCAAUAUCAGUGCGUCGACGCGUGCCGAGUCAGCGGAUGCAUUGAAUGUAAUACAUAGGUACAAACGAUCCAGGUGCGAAACAGACUUUGACUUGGAUGUUAUGACGGAGAUGCGUAAGUUAUUUAGUGAACUCAAAACUCAACAAGACAAAAAAUUUGAGGCGCUCCAGACAACCGUGUCUACUAUUUCCAAGCAAAAUGAAGAAAUUAGUGCAUCGGCUAUUUUAAUAUCGCAGCUUUACGACGACAUGAAGGUAAAAUUAGACACAUUGGAAAGGGAACGAAACACACAUUUAGCGUACAUACAAUCAUUAGAGGAAAGAAUCGAUAGCCUUGAAAACCGCAACAGGCGUUCUUGUAUCGAGUUUCGUAAUAUUCCUUCAAACAAAACAGAGACCAAGGACGAUUUUACUAAAAUGGUGGUAGAAACGGGAAAAGUGAUACAAGUACCUAUACAAACGUCCGAUAUUCGCGACGCCUACCGCACGUACACCAAAUCAUACCAAGGGCCAAUUGUUAUUGACUUUGUUAAUGUUAUUUUGAAGGAAAAGUUCCUGUCUUCGGUAAAAAAAUACAACACAGAAAAUAAAAGUCGACUAAAUACCACAGUUUUGCAAUUUGAUGGGCCGUCAAAACCAAUAUUUAUAUCUGAAAGUUUGUCAUUAAAAUUCAAAAAAAUAUUUUAUAUGGCGCGGGACUUUGCCAAGGCCCAUGAUUACCGUUAUUGCUGGUCAUCCCAUGGUAAAGUUUAUCUCAGGAAAAAAGAAGGUAGUCCCUUACACCGCAUUGACUGCGAAGCGCAUCUAUCGCAACUUAUAGAAAAUGACAAGUGA